Messenger RNA from Rattus norvegicus (Norway rat), 16097 nucleotides. It is a transcript of the gene Runx2, whose product is annotated as RUNX family transcription factor 2. Gene Ontology annotation, cellular component: cytoplasm; nucleus. Gene Ontology annotation, biological process: regulation of multicellular organismal development; positive regulation of multicellular organismal process; positive regulation of developmental process. NCBI's taxonomy places the organism in Eukaryota, Metazoa, Chordata, Mammalia, Rodentia, Muridae. Gene Ontology annotation, molecular function: DNA-binding transcription factor activity; DNA binding; ATP binding. The record is from RefSeq and is a predicted model, not a curated record.
CAAUAGGAGGGGGAGGGACAGAAGGAGGGAAGGAGGAGAAGGAGGAGGGAGGAGGUAAGAUGUGGACAAUAACUUAGGAGGUUAUCUUUGGGCAUCCAAUCUGCAUAUUACAUCACACUGAGAAAGACCACUGCCAGGAGUACACACACAUGAAAUGAGUAAACAAGAAAAUCGUGGUGCUGCUUUUUUUUUAAUAUAUUAUCAAUUUUUAAAACUCAUAGCCAAGUUCAAAAUAACAUUCUGUACUCACAACCAGAUAUGAAUUCUUACAUUUGUAUAUAAAGACGUGACAUCUUUAACACAACAUCUCAUAAUCAUUAUUUAAAAUAUAAAACAAUAGUGUGUUGCCAACCCAAGACAAUUUCACAUCUUUAAUACAAGUCUGAUAAAUGCUAGGUAAGCUUAAACAGCUAUGUAUUAAACCUUGAAAAAAGAAAAAUUGUCCACCAAAGGAAAACAUAAAUUAUUAAAUAUUAAGUUAAAAUUAAUUAAGAAAGUCCCUAGCCCAUGUCUCAUAAGCAGAAUAUUUUAAGCCAGAGUGGGCAUCCAGAAUUUGCUAGUCAUUUUCUUACUGUUUCAACUAAAAGAGUAGAAAAGCAACAUUAUAAGUUCAAAGUAAUCCAUUUUUAGAACACAGAGACUGGCACAGUAUUGAUAAAGUAGGGCUACUGUGUUAAAAUGCAAGCAGUAGCUGAGCAAACAAAAAUUAAUUUAAAUGAUAAUAUUGAAUAUAUAGUAUUUAAGGUAUUACUAUACCGCUACAUUCAAAUAUCUUGAUAUUUUAAGAACUUUGACAAUUCUGAAAAAAAUAUUAAUUGCAAGAUAUAAGAAAGCAAGACACUAAUUUCAUGAUUUAAGACCGAUUUCAAAUUUAAAGCUGUAUGUCAUUGUUGUCACAUGAAAAUACAGAAUUUAUAGGGUACAACUAAACUUGUUGCUUACUUCACAGCAAUUGCCAGUGUAUCCCCCAAAAGGAUUACAUUUAAAAGGUCUUUAAAAAGAGUCUGUGGUCUCCACUUCUGACUAUAAGCAUGGGAAGUCUCUAAACAAGCACCUUCCACCAUGGCUUUUCCAAAGCUGGCUCCCUCUCCAUCCCUAGCAGCCAUUUCUAACAAAAUGCAGUCAGUAUCAAAAAUGUUACCACGCACCAGUGUUGUCUUUAAAUUUCUACAACAAUGUCCAGGUUGCUCCUGAGUCUAAUUUGAAUUGGGAAGGGGAUAUGUGGACAAUGGAUGCAUAAAUUUAAACCAUAAUGUAACACUCCUGUUUUUCUCCUGUCAGAAUUUGAUGAACUUCCCACAAUACAGAAAGGCCAGGUUCAGCAGUGUCUACCAAACUCUUGUGUCAUGAGAGUAAAGACCGGAACUCACAGACUCAGGAAAUAAGGUUAGGCUAUCUGCAAAGGAGACCAUGUAAGUACAAGGUAAAUGAGAUGGUGGUAAAGAUUAUUCAAAUUAACUUUAGGUCAAUUUGAAUGACCAAAAUGUAUAUAUCUUUUUUGAAAAAAAAUAAGGAAAAUAUUCCAUGAAAGAUGAGGACUUAAAAGUCUUGGACACGCUAAGGAAAGGCAUUUACUUACUAUCCUAAAGCAACUACCCACACAUCUUCAUCUGCCAAGUGUACUAUUCCAUGUACACAUGGAACUAAGUUCAGAAACUCCACAGAUUACAUGGACAAGCCCUCCUUUUAUUUACUUUGGAUGCUAGAGAUAAAGAUCGUACUGGCACACUUUAUUUAUGAGAGGAUAAUAGAGCCACUUUUUUCUUCUCUGCAUGAAUAAUGACCCUAAAUGAAAACUUCAGUGUAAGAAAUGCUUUACAGUAAGAUAUGAGUCUGGCCUCAAAAUCAAACAACAGAAUGUAUUGCUGUGGUUUUGUCAUUAAAAGUUGAUUCUGAAAAAAAGAAUCUAGACACUUGAAAAAUAAGGGGUUAAAAUCAGUCCCAUGUCUAUGCAGGAUAUGUUAAAAAAAUUUUAAAGAAUCUUAUGAACAUGAUUUCAUAGACAGAUAACUUUAACAGGAACCCAAACCAGAUAAUGAGCUAUGUUGGGGUGGACAGACACAAAGAUAUUUUACUUCUGUCACCCUCUGAGUCGCUCCCUCUUACCUCCAUUGUGCACCCCAAGUAAUUUUUUGUCCUUCCAUGUCCCCACCCACCGCCAAAGCCAUCCGUUACAUGCCACUCCUGGUUACCAUCACACUAGGACGAAGUCUAACAUGCAAAUUCAGAGUGGCGUGGAUAAAUGGCAAGAAAUGCCUAGGAAAUUGGUCUGCUCGCCUUUAUAAUGUUUGUUGAAAAAUCCUCCAUCGCUCCCAACUGAUGAAAACAGGAAGCUCUAUUCAUAAAUGUGAAAUUCACUGCCUAUGAUAUAUAAUCAUCCUAAUAAGAAAAUGAGCUCUAGACAUACAUGUCCAAGAGGGCAAAAGAAGAGAUAGUUUCCCAAAGAUGGUUUCAAUUUUCUUCUGAAUCAGAAUUAGCAAAUCGAGACGACUAACAUACUCUGUCUGCGUGCAUUAUUCCUUACUACACACAGCAUUUUGUAAUUUAUUUCAAAGCUUCCAUUAUAAACAAAAAAAUACAGUUUCUGUUAACCCACUCUAUUCUGAACUAUGGAAACUACUGAAUAUCUCAUUAUAUAUGCAGAGCUGAAGCCCAAAGUCCUGUUACAGUCACUUCCAAGCGGACUAAAGAAUCAUACAAAACGUUUCUUUUAGAGAUAAAAUCCAGUCAUGCAGAAAAUUAACACUAUUCCAACAACCUGUAUCCUGCAGGUCUUGACAUUUGUUUUUUUUGGGGUUUUUUUUGUUUGUUUGUUUGUUUUUUAAGAUCUUCAAAGUAACCAAGGGAUGAUGGUAAAAAUAAUAUAAAUGAUACUAAUUACAUUUAAUCUUUAUUGUAAGAGCUACCACCUAAUAAAAAAAUCAACUACACAGUCAUGAUUUAGUAUUUGUAAAGGAAUCCCCAGGCUAACACUUUUGUGACAGCCAAUUACAGUCAAUCCCGGCAAGGAGUUUGCAAGCAGACCUUUGGAAAGGUAAACUGUUUUACAAUGAGUUACAGAUCUACAAGCUUAGGAAGACAAGCAGGAAAGAAGCAGCCACCCUGGGAAAUCCGAAGCAGCCCUGAAAGUGAUACAAUCCCAAGAUGUGACCCACUGCGAAGCAGCAGUUGUUCAGAACGCCGCACUCACUUGAAACAGUUUUGCUCACUUUUCCAUAGACAUAAUAAUGAAGGAAAGAGAGGAGGGGUAGAGAAAAGAGAAGAAAGAGCAGACGAGGGAAGGAGGGAAGGGGGGAGUAGGGAGGUGGUAGAAAGGAAAACCCUUAGCUGCAGAGUUCUGCUCUCCAAGUGCUUAACCUUACAGGAGUGUGGGCUCCUUCAGCAUUUGUAUUCUAUCCAAAUCCUCAUGAGUCACAAAAAUUAAAAAGCUAUAACCUUCUGAAUGCCAGGAAGGCCUCACCACAAGCCUUUUGUCAGAGAGGGAGAAAGGGAGGGGGAGGAAGGGAGAGAGAGAGGAAGGGAGGAAGGGAGAGAGAGCACCCAUAAGUAAAGAGACAGAAGGAAGGGAAGGGAGAGGACAACAGAAGAGAAAGAGGGAGGGGAGGGGAGAAGGAAAAAGAUUGAGAAAGAGGGAGGGGAGAGAGAAAGGGGGAAGCCACAGUGGUAGGCAGUCCCACUUUACUUUGAGUACUGUGAGGUCACAAACCACAUGAUUCUGUCUCUCCAGUAAUAGUGCUUGCAAAAAAUAGGAGUUUUAAAGCUUUUGCUUUUUUGGAUUGUGUGAAUGCUUCAUUCGCCUCACAAACAACCACAGAACCACAAGUGCGGUGCAAACUUUCUCCAGGAGGACAGCAAGGAGGCCCUGGUGUUUAAAUGGUUAAUCUCUGCAGGUCACUACCAGCCACCGAGACCAACCGAGUCAGUGAGUGCUCUGAGCACAGUCCAUGCAGUAAUAUUUAAGGCUGCAAGCAGUAUUUACAACAGAGGGCACAAGUUCUAUCUGGAAAAAAAAGGAGGGACUAUGGCGUCAAACAGCCUCUUCAGUGCAGUGACACCGUGUCAGCAAAACUUCUUUUGGGAUCCGAGCACCAGCCGGCGCUUCAGCCCCCCCUCCAGCAGCCUGCAGCCCGGCAAGAUGAGCGACGUGAGCCCGGUAGUGGCUGCUCAGCAGCAGCAGCAGCAGCAGCAGCAGCAGCAGCAGCAGCAACAGCAGCAACAGCAGCAGCAGCAGCAGCAACAGCAGCAGCAGCAGCAGCAGGAGGCGGCCGCAGCAGCAGCAGCGGCAGCGGCGGCGGCAGCAGCGGCGGCAGCCGUGCCCCGGUUGAGGCCGCCGCACGACAACCGCACCAUGGUGGAGAUCAUCGCGGACCACCCGGCCGAACUGGUCCGCACCGACAGCCCCAACUUCCUGUGCUCCGUGCUGCCCUCGCACUGGCGGUGCAACAAGACCCUGCCCGUGGCCUUCAAGGUUGUAGCCCUCGGAGAGGUACCCGAUGGGACCGUGGUUACCGUCAUGGCCGGGAAUGAUGAGAACUACUCUGCCGAGCUACGAAAUGCCUCUGCUGUUAUGAAAAACCAAGUGGCCAGGUUCAACGAUCUGAGAUUUGUAGGCCGGAGCGGACGAGGCAAGAGUUUCACUUUGACCAUAACGGUCUUCACAAAUCCUCCCCAAGUGGCCACUUACCACAGAGCUAUUAAAGUGACAGUGGACGGUCCCCGGGAACCAAGAAAUCCCAGGCAGACACAAUCCUCCCCACCGUGGUCCUAUGACCAGUCUUACCCCUCUUAUCUGAGCCAGAUGACGUCCCCAUCCAUCCAUUCCACCACGCCGCUGUCUUCCACACGGGGCACUGGGCUGCCAGCCAUCACCGACGUACCCAGGCGUAUUUCAGAUGAUGACACUGCCACCUCUGACUUCUGCCUCUGGCCUUCCUCUCUCAGUAAGAAGAGCCAGGCAGGUGCUUCAGAACUGGGCCCUUUUUCAGACCCCAGGCAGUUCCCAGGCAUUUCAUCCCUCACUGAGAGCCGCUUCUCCAACCCACGAAUGCACUAUCCAGCCACCUUCACUUACACCCCGCCAGUCACGUCAGGCAUGUCCCUGGGCAUGUCCGCCACCACUCACUACCACACGUACCUGCCACCACCCUACCCCGGCUCUUCCCAAAGCCAGAGCGGACCCUUCCAGACCAGCAGCACUCCAUAUCUCUACUAUGGUACUUCGUCAGCGUCCUAUCAGUUCCCAAUGGUCCCCGGGGGAGACCGGUCUCCUUCCAGGAUGGUCCCACCGUGCACGACCACCUCGAAUGGCAGCACGCUAUUAAAUCCAAAUUUGCCUAACCAGAAUGAUGGUGUUGACGCUGAUGGAAGCCACAGCAGCUCCCCAACCGUUUUGAAUUCUAGCGGCAGAAUGGAUGAGUCUGUCUGGCGACCCUAUUGAAGUCUGUCAACCGUGCAUGGCCCAGUGGCAUGCAGUGGCCACGUCCCACAUGUGUUAAUAUAUACAUAUAUAAAGAGAGUGCCUAUAUAUGUAUAUUGAUUAGCUAUCUAGAAGAUUUCUCAUUCACUCCCCAGUUGUGAUCUGGCAACCCUAAGAGUGUGGGGACAGUCAUUACUGGGUUUCAUAUUGUUUACUAUUUAAGAUGUCUCCUCUACCAAGGAGCAGACCGUCAAAGGUGUUAUCUGGUCUGGUUUCGUAAGUGACCUGUUCCCACAACAAUUCAGAGAGGUGGACUCUGGGUCCGGGAGGAAGAACGGCCACUUCCUCCCUGUGCUUUGCAACCAAAUCAAGGCCUCUGCUGUGUGGAGGCCUGUGCACUCUGCAGACCAGCUUACAAAGCUGUGGUGCACUCGGAAAGGGACGAGAGGCAGCGUGGCUGCUUCCCCUACCGUCCACUCUGAAUACCUGUUCCAAAGCUUCCCUUCAGACUUGAUGCAGGUAUGCGUUUGAACUUUUGAGUUCACUCUUUUUUUUUUUUUUUUUCUAUUCUAAGAAAGUGACUUCAAAAAUACUGAUCAGGACAGAUUAUUUUAUUUUACUUUUUUAAAAUAUUCCCUCACUUCCCCCAUUUAACCAAAAAAUAAGUCCCAUUCCCCUCCCCCGUGCCUCCUGCUUCUCCCUUUAUGCAAAACUGAAAAUGGCAAUAUCUUAUUAUAGCCAUAAUGAUAUAGUGUUUGAGUUGGCUGUGUGUUGUUUGUUUUUACUUUCUUUUUUUCCUUUUUUAAGUUAUGAAUAUGUGUAAAAUCUGAAGUAACUUGCUAACGUGAAUGGUCAUAUAACUUUAAAGAUAUAUUUAUAAUUAUUUAAUGACAUUUGGACAUUUGGAACAUUUCUUAGUGUAAUGGUCUGUUGACUUCGGUCUCUAAAAGUGCUUCUUCUUAAAUAACAAGUUUCUUCAGUGGGCUAGAGCCAUAUCGGAAAUAUUGCUAAGCAAUUUCAAUUCCUUCAGGCAUAAUGUGAUUUUUUUUUUUUAUGAUAACUCCCAUUUCCAAAUAUUUUAGUUGUAGUUUUGUUUCCAUGAUGUAUGAAGGAAAUGCUAUGCUUCUUUCUUUCAGGUGUUUGAUUGCCUCUGACACGGCUUUACCUGUUAAAGCAAUAAUUAGGGAUUAAAAAACAAAACAAAACAAAACAAAAACCACCUAUAACCCUGCAGCCCUUUGACGCUUAAUGCGGCCUCUUUGCUAGCAUUGAAAUGCUGGAGACAUGUGGUUUCCUAAUUUCUUCAUUUUUGGGGGGUGGGGGGUUGGCCAUUAUGAGUCUUGUCAUAUUAAAAAGCCAAGCACAAGUGAUUGGCCGAACUGCAGAAAAGUGUUCUGUGGUCUCAGAGUUGAGCAGAACUCUAAAUUGCAGGCUUCGUGGUUGAGGGCCUAGGCAGCUGAAAGCCACACGUGUAGUAAAGGCUCAACCAUGACACGUACAGCCUAGGAACACAGAUGCAUUAGGAGUCUGCACCCCCCCCCCAGCCUUACCACACAGCCAUUCAGGGGAACCCAAAAGUGCCUUACCCAAGGAGCCCCCACCCCCAACAGCAGCUUUGCAGGAAGUGGAAUGAAGUCAAUGUCCUAGGGGAGCUGGUCAGCUGAAGUAGUAGCUGAUGUCAGUAGACACAGAGCCUGUGGGGACCUCCAGGAAGCCUUUGAUACUCAAGGCUCUCACUAGGGAGGGCCGUAGAGAGCAGGGAAGACAAUGUAUGUAGCAGUUGGUGUCUGCCAUCGUGUGUGAACAUAAGAUCCAGCCCUCCUAGGAGGACGUACUGUGAUCAUUCCUGGCACCUUGUGGCCAAUCCCUGAGUGUGACUCCCUAAUCCAAGCCAGAGAUCAUUCAGUGACACCACCAGGCAAGUGCUAGCAUUCCUCCUGCACAAAGUGUGUUUGUUGGGGGUUGGGGUUGGGGGCCACCUUCCUUUGAAUCCAGAGCCAUUCUAAGAGUCCUUCAGGCUUUUGCCUUUAGCCCCUACACCCCCUUGCUCUCUGUUCCUUCUCAGGUUGACCUUUGUCCCAAUGUGGGACAGUCCAGGGGCAGAUGGGGAACUUAUGUGUGCCUCCAACCUGUGUUUUCCCUCAGGAUUCAUCCUGACUCCUUCUGACACAAAUUGAGGGGGAAAGAAACCCACCCAGUAGCAAACCGAAACACUUUGCCUUCUAAAGGUUGUGUACCAAGUAUGCACAGAUAGAUGGUCAGGCCACCUUUGUGUUUCUUGAGAUGGAAUUUGUAGCUGAUGCUAUUUAUUGUCUGUGUGUGGUAGCUUGAAGCACACCACGGUCCGUGUGUUUGUCUGAUGCCUAUUUCAGCAGCAUUUACAAAAGUCAGUGUCUGGUUACACUUUUUAGUUUUCAUUAAUCGACAUGGAAAUGUUACCACCGGUGCCAGCUGCACCCUAUUUAACUUCUUUUCAAAGGCACUAUAUUUGUACAUUAUUAUUUUUUUCUUUAACGUUAAAGGGCUUCUUAAAGUUUACAAUACAGUUAUUAAGGGACUAGAGGGGAUGCCUUAGUGCCCAAAUGUUAUUACAGUGGCUGCAGGCAGCAACCCAGAAACAUUUUUGAAAACAGGUUGUUUCCCUCCAUCCUCCCUUAUUUGGGAAAAAUUCAAGUGCUUUCUUCACCCUUCAGCCACCUCACAGGGUGACUCCCGUUACAACAGUCUCCCCCAUUCCCCCACUAUGUUUUAAAUUUUCCCCUUCCCCUCCCUUUAUCUCUUAAACUCUUCAUUUGCACUGGGUCACAUGUAUGAUUUGUGGUUUUAAGACCAAAGCAAUGUCUUAAUACUCUCCUGGGACUGUUUUCGUGUACAAACUUCCCUGGGCUUAGAUGGACAUGGUUCUCGAAGGAGCACAAACAUGGCUGAGAUUUGCAGUGGGACCGACACAGCCAUAUAAAAAAAAAUGCUCUUCAGUUAUCUCAGAAUUUUAACCUAGGCCACAGUUCCUAACGGGCACCAUGGCUUUGGUUUCAGGUUAGGGAAUGAGGCGCACCCAGCCCAUAAUAGAAAGACUUACCAGAUUUAACUAGUUGGCUCUCAUCCUUCCCUCCGAGACCCUAAGAAAACGAACAGAGCAACAUCUCCACAUCAUUAGAGACUGUCCACAGUAGGUUCAGAAGGGAGCAGCCAUGUUGGGGGUUCUCCUUGCUCCAAGGAAAGGCACUGACUGACCUAGUUUUAGAGAACAGUAGCGGGAGCAUUUGCAUCCACAGUGUUUGAGAGGGUAAUAAACAAUAAAAGAUGAUUCUCCCAGCCUUUGAAUUCAUUGUUCUUAAAGAUGAUGAUGCAUCUAAAACAAAGAUUUUUUUUUUCUCCUCCUAUGUGGGAACUUUCUUCGUUGUCUGUUUACUUCAUGUUUACAAAUAAUUGUUUGCUUUUUAAUGCAGUACUUUAAAAAUAUAUCAGCCAAAACCAUAACGUACAGUAAUUUCUUAGGUAUUCUGAAUAAAAUUCCAUGUCUUUCGAUAUGCCUACUGUUCUUAGGUUUCUGCGGAACAACAACAACAACAACAACAAAAAAAUUGUAGCAUUUUGUGUAAAUAACAGCUUUCGUUCUUAUUUUUUUAUUUCUCUGAUUGCUAUUGCCCAAGAUUUGCUUUCCAUGCACAUAUUGUACAAAUUCUGCUUUGUACCACACAGGUCACGAUUGUGGAUGAGUUUACUCUGAACUUCAAAGGGACUAUUUGUAUUGUAUGUUGCAACUGUAAAUUGAAUUAUUUGGCAUUUUCUCCCCUCAUGAUUGUAAUAUUAAUUUGAAGUUUGAAUUUAAUUUUCAAUAAAAAGGCUUUUUUUUUCUUUGGUUUUGUUAUGUGUGUAUACUGGGUCUUCUCUCAUCUGUGUCUGACUCUCACUCCUGCCUACAGCUAAGAGGUACCAGAGCUACAGAACAGCAGGGGUCCUGAGUCUCUUCAGAGAGAGGAACCUCUUAGGGAGCACUGUGUUCCCUUGUUUUCCCUACAUCUGGGGAAGCAGGCAGAGCCUCUAGCCAUCAGUGUGUGUCCUUAGUGCCCAUGCCUGAAGAAGGGGGUACCCAUGCCACCCUGCUGCAAAGCCUCUGACUGUGUCAGGCAGUAUAGACCUCUGAGGACAGGAAUUGGACCCAGCAAUUGACCACCCUCCUCCCAGCUUUCCUCAGACUCCAGGUAGCCCAGACACCACAGGGAGUUGUGUAUUUUCCUUCCCAUAUCUCUUUUUGGGUCUUCAGAAACAAAAAACAAAGCCCUGUAGCAAGUAAAUUGGCCCAGAGGAAUUCAGCUUCGGAAGUUAGGGAACCUAAGUGUAGUUUGAGGACUUUUGUUUUGUUUUGGGACCAGUAUUUAUUUUUGGUAAAUCCUUCCCCUUCCGUGAGACUGAGUUGUUACUUGCUUCAUGGCCCAUCUGUUUGACUUUCCACAGUUCUAAUUUAAGGGUCUAGAGAUGCUGGAUCAAUGGCCACCUCGGCUUCUUUAUCCCAAUGGGUAAAGGCCUCCUGUAAGAGGAUCCUUACCCAAGAAAUCUUGAAAAGAGCUUAUUUCUAAGAUAAAGAGACAUCCUAGAAGAACCUGCCUGAACUUUGACCAAAGUUUGUAGCUUUUUCAAGAUGAAUAUUUAUUUAUUUAAGUUAAACAUUUGCGUGGCUUUCAAAGGCACACAGGAGGGGACACAGAAUCAGUCUUGGUCUUUCUUAUUUUGUCCCUAGCCACAUCUCUUCACUUCUCUAAGUGAGCCUUGAGUUUCUCGCUUACCUAUCAAGAUAGGCCAAAGAGAUCUCUGUUGGGUCCUGAGCCUUGUGGCUCAGUAGUCCCAAAUGGAUACCAAAAGUACCUCUCAAUCCCAGCCACCCAAAAUAGCCCUAGGCAUCACCAAAUGGGCAGCAUCUUUAUGGCUGGAGUCUUUGCCCAGAGUCUUAUGUGGAACUGGUCUGAGGCGAUGACUGAGCGGGUAGGAGAGGGAUGACUGAGCUAGUUAGAGAGGGAUGACUGAGACAGUAGGAGAGGGAUGACUGAGCUGGUAGGAGAGGGACAACAGAGCUGGUAGGAGGGGAGCUGCCCCCUAAACCAAGGCCAUCAGCAGAAGACUGAGGGGCUCCCCAGUAAUGCACACAUGUGUCCCUUUUCCAUCCCUUUAUGUGACAGACCUCAAGGAUUGGAUGGAGUAGUCCUGGCUCAUCUGCACACCUUUCUUUCCUCUCUCUUCGGGCUCCAGGCAGCACAGCUGGGCCUGAAGUCUGCUACAAGGCCAGCAUUUCUCCUGGCUGUUCUGUUUCUUCCCUGCAACGACAGGCAGAAGAAGAAAGUCAGCUUUCCAGUGCUUCUGACCCCUGGUGUCCCAAAUAUUUAAUCAUGAGACAUUUCUGUGAGAGUAGGAGUUUCCUGUUAACUCACUCUCAGCCGAGACUGGCCCAAUAAACACCUUCGCUCUCUGUUACAGAGUUUAUUUGGCUGGGAAAUGGGUAUUGCCAUGUAAACAGGAAGCUCCCUGAAGUUAUUAUCUACAGAUGUGGUUGAAGAGCCACAUGUUUGUAUUUAUGAGACUCGAAAACAGUCUGGAAAGCAAGGGAGGAUGGCGGAGAGCCCUUGGUCACGGCACAGGUCUUACAGCCACACAGGCUUGCCCCCCACCCCCAUUCGUUUUGAAAAUGGACGAGAAGCAGACAACCAAGAGCCAAGGUGAAACAGUGACAAAGCCACCUAUGUUGUCGGGUGAGAGGUAGGGAAUCCAUUUGUGGGCUCUGUCUCAGCUCUGUGAAAGUCAGUUUGGAGACCUUUCCUAGAAAACAGUGCUACAGCCUAGUGACUGAGGACAGCAAUGUUGGAGCCAAAGGUCUCUCAGGGGAGGUGGAAGACUCCUUCUCUGACUCCUGCGACUUCCGUGGUGUCACGAGUUCAUCCACAAAAGGCCACAAGCAUUCACGCAUGUGCUCCUAGUGUCAGUUCUGAGAGACAUGUCAAAUCUGCUUGCACCCAAGGGCUGCUCACCCCUGCUCACCGCAAUAUGUUCCCCACCGUGGCUGUCCUCUUCCCUUCUGGACUUUGAGUUAAGAGAGGCCAGGUAGGGUGACGAACAGACUCUUCUCUCCAUCCUUCCUAUGUGUCCCAUCAGCCUCCUUGGGAUGUCCUAGGUGCUUCUCAGCAGUAGCCAUUCAAUCUGGAGACAUUGGGAGCGAGAGUUUUGAAGGCUUCUCCUCAAAACCUAGAUUAGAUGACAGUAUAGACAAUAGACUGUGCUGCUGGCGAUGAUGUAAUCACGAAAACAUGCCCGAGGGAAGGAGAGGAGAGGAGAGGAGAGAACCCCACUGGAUAAAACUGAAGUGCACACUCCUAGGGAUGGCAUAGAUUGGCCUGAGGUGUGAUUUACUGGGUUUUGGGGUUGGCGUGGGGGAAGCCCUGCUAUCCCACAAUUAUCUUCUUCCCGUGGACAAGGGACACAGGAUGUUCCUUGAUGAACUUGACAUUUUAAGAAGAGGCUUUUUAUUCAAAGGCUUCUUGUGACUCAACCCAGCCCUGUUGGUUAGAAUUGCCCAGCCAAUCAGAAAGCAGAAAGACAUAAUUCUGAAAACUUGUUUAACCUUUACUAAGACCUACAUCAUUUUUUGUCACAAUGGUGUCUGACCACCUAGCACAGUUGUUUGUUUUGUUUUUAAGCUAUUUUAUUUAAGUUUUUUUUUUUUUUUUAGCAUCGCAGGUCUUGCUUUCUUCUUUCCACUCACCAUGUAUGUGUGCUUGGUGUGCAUGUUUAUUUGAGUGUGUGUGCUUACACAUAUAUGGGAACGAUGUGCAUUGCACGAAGGGCCCAAGGUUGACCUAUGGAAUCACUUCAAUCACCCCACACUAUAUUCGUUAAGGCAGGGUCUCUCAUUUGAACCUAAGAGCGCACUGAGAUGGCUACUCUGCCUAGCCAGCUUGUCUUGGGGCUCUCCUCUGCCUUCUCUGUCUCUACCUUCAAAGUAUUGGCAUGGCAGAGAGUCUGCCAUGCCCACUAUAUUUUCCUGUGGGUUCUGGGCAUGCAAACUCAAGCCAGUCUUCAUGAUUCUGAGUCAGAGACUUUAUCCACCCAGCCAUCUCCAUAGUUCACUUUUUAAAGGCCAUGUGCUCUUACCAGCUCAUGUGGGCCCACUCUGAGAGCCACUAGGAAGUGAAAUAUCUCACCCAUCAUUUGUAUAAAGCAAACAUACAGGAAAUCUCUCUCUCUCUCUCUCUCUCUCUCUCUCUCUCUCUCUCUCUCUCUCCCUCAACAAAAUUCUGCUGGAAGACAAAGUGACAAAGGAAUGUGACUUGAUUUAGGACCAGAACAAAAAUACACCAGUCUUCACGUGGCAUUGUGCUCUACAGGUCUUAGGAGCCUUAGUACUGGAGCCUUAGUACUGGAGCCUUAGUACUGGAGCCUUAGUACUGGAGCCUUAGUACUGGAGCCUUAGUACUGGAGCCUUAGUACUAGGAGUCUUAGUACUGGAGCCUUAGUACUGGAGCCUUAGUACUGGAGCCUUAGUACUAGGAGCCUUAGUACUGGAGCCUUAGUACUGGAGUCUUAGUACUGGAGCCUUAGUACUGUAGCCUUAGAACUGGAGCCUUAGUACUGGAGUCUUAGUACUGGAGUCUUAGUACUGGAGCCUUAGUACUGGAGCCUUAGUACUGGAGCUAGCCUGAGUGUGGGGGGAGGGGAGAGAAGAGCUGAGCUCAAGCAUAGGGCACUUAGAGGUGGUGUGUUAGGUAGGCGUUCCAAGAGCUCCUAAGGUAGAAUCUCACAAUGGGUUGAUUUAAAUGUACGACAGAUUAUUAUUUAAAGCCAGCACUAAGCUUACCCAGCACUUACAGGGGCAGGGGCAAUGAAAUGGUUUAAGGCUUGUAAUGCCUCUGUCAUCCUCUCUUCCCUUAAUCAAGUCAUAGACGUCUUUUGGACACCAUCCUUAUCAGCUAGUCAAGCAGAUGACCAGUUUCUGUCUCCGGGUCCUCCUCAUGGUUCUGCCUCCAAAAGAGAGAGGGGCUCUUGGCCUCUACUGGUCCAACCUUCGGCCUAACUUUUCCACUGGAAUUUAAUAUUUAAGAUUAUAGACCAUGAGGGUCAUGAUGUCUUUGCCCCUUUGGCAGGGGCUGAGGAAACUUUGGCAGGGACUCGGGGGGAGGAGUCCGUAGGCAGAGAAAAUGUGUCUGGGUAUGAACUGUUGUCCUUGGGGCACUGGCAGAGGAGAAAGUCUAAGAUAAUCAUGGAAGAGGAUUCUCACUGGAAUCUUCUAGAACAGGUGGUACAGAAAGAGGCUGGUGGCACCAGCUUGCAGUUCUGAGCCACAGGAGGCAGAGAAGUAUCUAAGAAGGGAGUAAGUGUUGAGUCUGAGCAAGGAGUUAAGUGGUUAAUAGGAACUAGGGCUCUUUAUUGGCUAAUAAAACCUCUCAAGGAUUUAUAUAUAUGUAUAAUAUGGUUCCUUCAGGCUCCUAGCCCAGUGCUCAAAACCAGAAAAAAAGAUAAAAACAACAACAAAAAGCGAAUGCUUAAAUACCAGUGCUGCUCAAGUCUUGUUUACUUUUUCAUUUCCGCAAGUUGUUAAAAAAAAAAAAAAAAAGAAGCCUUUUAUAGUGCUUCAGAUUUAUCACUCCGGAGCUCAGGACCAGAGUCUUACCUCCUCAGGAAAGGAACCCAUGAACCCAGCCUCUCUCUGUUUGGGGAGAGGGAGACCCAUGAUGAAGACUUUAGGAAGAAAGCAUUGGCAGGGAGGAGGGACAGACACUGGGCCACGUCUCUGGUCCUGAAUGCAAAUGAUCUCUGUCCUUUUAUUACCAGGGGUACUGUUCUCCCGACAGAGCGGGAUGUUCUUGCUUUUAAUAAUAGCCAGACCAGAUGCUAACUGCUCCCCAGCGACACGCUGGAUGAGGGAGAAGGCAGGCAGCUGAUUCCUGUUAAGAAGAACACCAAGAGAAUAAGCCAGAAAGUAUGAGAAUUCUCUGGAAGCUUUUGCUUUGUAAACCCCUGUUUGGCAGAAAGAUCACAGAAUCCGAGCUGAAAACACAGCGUGUCCCCCCUGCGCCCGCUCCCCGUCCCGCUGCUUACUGGGACCCUGGAGCCUCUUGCUUUUGCCAUGCAGCCCUGUUCUGAAUUAUCCAGGGGACAGGCCCCAGGUUCCUCUAGAGGGAGGGUCCAAAGCUCUGGUCCCCUUGACUUUGAAUGACUGUAGAAAAACAGUCAUCAGUAGGAGGAACUUUUCACUGGCUCCUUUGCCAUAGAAAAUAGUAAAAUCCUGACCACGGGCCAAUUUUUAAAAAAUGGCGUCUUUGUUCCAUCUUUCUGACUCCUUCUUCCCCUGUCAGAGCCCAUCAAUCUGUCAGAUACUAUUUUGUUUUAGCAUAUGAGCCAUUCGCAACAGGCUUUCUUCUUUCCCAGGGACCUAUCGGAGAGUAUGGCUUCUUGUUCUGAGAGGAGCGAUAUUAUUUCUGGGAGACUGAGGUACCCCAUGACAGGGGUCUACGUAGAGCUUUAUCACCUUGGGAUUUGGUUCACGUGGCCGUAUGGGAGGCUCCCUUCAACAACUACUUUCGGGCACUUUGUUGUUCUUCCUGCCUGCUUUCUCAUCAGUACCCUAAAGAUCCCUUUUUUCCAUUCCUUCCCUUUGACGCAGAAAGAGCUCCCUUUUCCUCCCAUGCUCUACGACUUCCGGGUAGCCCAGAUGGUAAAGGGGGGGGGGGGGAUGGCGGCCUAAGGUGCUCCUCUCUUAGGAUGGCGCUGAAAGCUGAUGUUUCAAUUUCUCUCUGGAGUUAACUCAGAUCUGGUAGCGGUCACAGAGUGCCUUGGGCACCUGGUACUUUUUGCAAUGUUUCUUUUGUUUUAUCUCAGUUUUCCCAGCAGCCCCCGAAGAGGCUAACAGUGUUUCUGUUCCCACUUCACUGAUAGGCAGCUGGGGGUUCAGACUUGUCCCGGGUUACAGGGUUAUUAAGGCUCAAGCCUAGAUCUGCCUGAUUGCCGAGGCAGCGCUCCUAAGUCCCGGAUUUUCACACAAUCUCCCUUCUCAUCUAUAUAAUGGAGGCUAUGCGAAGUAAAUGAAUUAACGAGAUACGAAAAUGCCUUGCAAGGUGUCUGGCACGUAAUAGGUGUAAAAUAGAGGGCACCUUAUUACUGCUCAUGAUAAUUAAGAUGAUUACUUUAAAAAGCAUACCAAAAUCUUUCAAUUAGUUUGAAUCACAAUAAAGCCAGGGCCACAAGUGGACAUUUUUUUUAAUGUACAAUUUUAACAUUUAAAACAUCUGACAGUGACAGUUUUCUAAAGAAUUUGAACCUUUCCCACCCCUCCCCCAUUUUCUUUAAAAAAAAAUGUAUGGGUAUCGGUAGGCACCAAACCCCAAAGCCUUAGGCUUGCUAGGCAAGCACCUCACCACUGAACUAAAUCCCUGCUUCAAAUCCCUUACCCGUUUUUCCCCCUGUCAAAUGUGAAAGCUGCUUUUAAAACUGGCCUCUUACCAAGGCACCUUCCCUAAGCAACACAGAACCCUCACAUCACAUCAGCCAAGUAUACAGCACAUCCACACGUUCAGGACGGAGAUCUUGACCCUAAUUUGACCCCAGCUAUUAUGGUCUCUUCCAAGGUUUUCCAUUUAGUUUCACAUAAACAGGACUACUGGCAAAAAAAAAAAAAAAAAAAAAAAAAAAAAAGAAA